AUGUCGUACGCCUGGGUCGGCCCUCCGGCCGUAUUCAAUGGCACGAAUCCAGACAUUGGCGGCGAUUCGAGUGAGUAGUACCACGUGCUGCAUUGCUGCAAUUGCUUUUCCCCGCAAAACCUGGUGUGACAUCAACAACGCACUGACAAUAUCAUCUUCUUCUCACAGAAACCACGAAUCUCAACCAAUGGUUCGCCGCAGGAGAUCAGGCCUACAUCAUCGUGGCCUCGGCCAUGGUGCUGAUCAUGGUACCUGGUCUGGGCUUCCUCUACUCGGGUCUUGCGCGAAGAAAGUCGGCUCUGAGCAUGAUCUUUGCCUGCAUGGGGUCUUGCUCCAUCAUCACUUUCCAAUGGUACUUCUGGGGAUACUCCUUGGCUUUCAGCCAGUACGCGACCAACGGCUUCAUUGGUGAUUUGAAGAAGUUUGGACUGAUGAAUACGCUUGCCAUGCCGAGUCCCGGCAGCCCGUUGAUUCCGGAUCUGCUGUAUGCUUUCUAUCAGGUAUGUCGAGGAACGAGAGGAGCAACAAGUUUGGUGCGAUUCGCAGGAGCUGACUCGUGGACAGAUGCAAUUCUGCGCCGUCACCGCUGCCAUUGUUGUGGGCGCUGUCGCCGAGCGAGGACGUCUCAUCCCCGCCAUGGUCUUCAUCUUCUUCUGGGCCACGCUCGUGUACUGCCCGAUCGCGUGCUGGGCAUGGAAUGUCAACGGAUGGUUCUACAAGUGGGGUGGCUACGACUAUGCCGGUGGCGGGCCUGUCGAGAUUGGAUCUGGCAUGUCAGCUCUCGCCUACUCCAUGGUCCUCGGCCGCCGUCAAGAGAAGAUGAUGUUGAACUUCCGACCACACAACGUCUCCCUCAUCACGCUCGGCACCAUUUUACUGUGGUUCGGAUGGUUGGGUUUCAACGGUGGCUCAUCUUUCGGCGCCAACCUGCGCGCCGUCAUGGCUUGCUGGAACUCCAACAUCACGGCCAUGUUCGGUGCCAUUGCGUGGGUUCUGCUCGACUACAGGCUUGCUCGCAAGUGGUCGAUGGUCGGUUGGUGCUCUGGUGCCAUUUCCGGACUCGUUGCCGCCACCCCUGCUUCUGGCUACAUCACGCCCUGGGCCUCGGUCGUUCUCGGUCUCGCGACGGGUGUUGUCUGCAAUUUCGCCACCAAGAUCAAGUACUGGAUCCGCAUCGAUGACUCGAUGGAUGUGUUCGCCGAGCACGGUGUCGCCGGCAUGGUCGGUCUCUUCUUCAACGGCAUCUUCGCUGCCUCCUACAUCAUCGGUCUCGACGGCGUCAACACGGGUGCCUACCCGGGUGCUUGGCUCGAGCACAACUGGAAGCAGCUGUACAAGCAGAUUGCCUACAUCGCCGCCUGCACCGCCUACGCUUUCGUCGUCAGCGCCAUCAUUGCCUACAUCAUCAAUUUCAUCCCGGGGCUCAAGCUACGCGCUUCCGAGGAGGCCGAGUUGCUCGGCAUGGACGACGACCAACUCGGCGAGUUCGCGUACGACUACGUCGAGGUCCGCCGUGAUUACCUGGCCUGGACACCCGCCAAGGGCGACCCGAUGGCCGAGGAGCACCACAUCCCUCAGGGCGAGCGCCACGGCAUCCAGCAGCACAGCGAAAUGCUCGAGGGCAAGGACCCGUCGGCGAGCGAGGGCUCGGGCAGUGGCAACGGGCACAUUGGCAUCGGGGGCGACCGACACGGCGUGGCCUACGAAGAGAUGGAGAAGAGCAAACGAGAGCAAGGCGCCGGCGGACACUGA
This is a messenger RNA of Lecanosticta acicola, 1752 nucleotides long. Lineage: Eukaryota; Fungi; Ascomycota; Dothideomycetes; Mycosphaerellales; Mycosphaerellaceae. The record is from the annotation of a GenBank genome assembly.